CGAACGCAGCACAUGCAUUGCCUGCCGCAGCAGCAGCAGCAACCGCAGCAGCAACACAAAAUUCCAGAGCGCACGCGUUCUCAACUUUAGUUCUUUGCGAGUGGCCAACGCGUUCGGUCGUGGUGCGUGGUAGUCGGAUGAGUAGUGAAUAACCCCCGAGAAAACCGGAGUCAAAUCGAAGUGGUAGCAACAGCUGAAAGUCUCGAGAGCUCGAGAAGCGACUGCAGCUGUAUUCUUAAGCUACACAUCCCGGUGAUUCAGUAUCUGUGUGUGUGGUUGUGUGCGUUUGUGCCUGUGCGUGUUGGCCAGUUGAAUUCGGGCCCGUCAAACUGGGAGCGACAACCUAAUCAAUCAGUCACUCAAUAUGGCCAGUAUUUCUAAGAGCCGCGCCAGCAGCUGCUCCUCCAGAAAGGGGCUGCAUCUUCAACUGGGAUCGCUAGUCUGCGUGAUCGUCUUCUGCCUGCUGGCUUCGUGCUCGGCUCAGCCAAUCGAGUCAACCUCACUGCCUGCAGAAGUAGAUGACGUGGAAGUCACCACAAUACUACCAAUCCAGUUGGAGAAUAGUUCACGAACACCAGAAACAACUAUCAAGAAUGGAACAACUCCAACUCAUUCCGUCGAGGAACUCAAACUAGCAGAUCUUGUAGAUCUUACAGACAACUUUGUAUCGGUUUACGGCGGAAAUCUGGAGCAGGAUAUCAAGAAUGACGUGAACAUCGAGGUGGAAGAUGCUCCUUCUCCGGUGGAACCAAUCAUCGAGGAUGUUCAGAAGGCUGCGGAAGCUGCGCUUGAAAGUCAUGAAAUUAAAAUUGCGGUCAAAAGCGCUCGCGAGCCCAAAACCCUUGAUGCUGAAGAGGACUUAAACACAACCGAAAGAGAUCGGUUGGAGAGUCAAGAGGAACCAGAGGCUGUAACGGAUAACAUUGCCGUUUCCAGUGAGCAAAUUGAGAGGCACAUUAGACCCUUACCCAGCGUAACCAGUGACCUGGUUUCCGUGAUUCUCAACGAAGAUAAAGCUAUCACUGAGCAAUCCAUCACCAAUACCAAACUUUUGGCAUUGGAGCAGGAACACGAGGGAUUUGAGGUCGAUGAAAGUACUACGGCGCCAGUAUAUGAGGAACCCAAGCACCAAGUGACCAAGAAACAAGGCGUGGAGAACCAAUCUCCCGUUGAAAUUGCGCCUGAGGUGACCGAGGAGCAACAAUUGAAUCCUUCCGAGGAACCGCAGACUUUUCGCGACGAACGUAAAUUUGAAGAGCACGACGACAACCUGAAUGAGAUCAAUGAAAACACCAUUGAAGGUGAGGAGGCUCCAUCUAAAACGUCAACCACAGCAGCUCCUUUUGUCACCGUAGAACCCACUAAGUCAGUUACCGAGUCCAAUGAGGAGAUCGAGAAAAAGGCAGAAGUUGAGGCCAAGGCGGAAAUGGAGGCGCAAGUGGAAGUGAACACUCCUUCGGUAGAGGCAACUGUGGAGGCAGCGGAUGUUGAUGAUGCACAACAUGAAGUAAACGAUACUGACUCAACAGUGGAAGCUACCACAGAAGCUGCCAAGAUUGUUGAGGAGCAGGAAACCAAGGGAGAUGUUACAGUUCAACAGGGCCAUCUAAACGAACAUACAGUCCAGCCUGCUUCCGAGGCCAACCGUGAUGAAAAUCCCACCGAGAAAUCAUUCCAUAUGAAAGAAUUUAUAUUUUCAAAAGGUGAUGAUGAAUCCACGGUAGAAAGGGAUAGCUCCGAAUCAGAUGAAAAACCAACUGAAAGAGCAGUAGUCGAUGACGACUCCUCGGAGGAGCAAAACGAGCCCGUAGUGGAUGAGACAAAGACCUCUUCCGACGACAGCACCGCCACUCCGCUGGUCUCCUAUCCACCACACGAUGCUGGCCAGACCUUCGAUAGCAACUCGGCUGACGAGCACUCGGCCCAGCUGUCCGGAGCCACCAACUACCGGUCCAUCAUGAUCAUAGCCCUGAGCUCUGGCACCGCUGUGGUCUUUAUCGUGACCGCGCUGGUCAUCUUCAUGGUUUCCUUCCAACGGCAGCACGGCACUUUGGACAUUGAAAUGCAGGAACAGCGAUUGGGCAAGGAUGUUCAGGAAGAGGACAAUGUCCAGAUGAAGCUGCUCGAUGUGGAUCUGUCGUCGCCCGUCAUUCUGCCUAUGGGCAAUGAGGAGACCGAUGAAUGCCUGUAGACUCUCUCCUACACCAUGGCGCCCUGUAAAUAUUUAUUAACUCGGAGAUUUCGAUGAAGACUUCAGAACGCUUCUUUGGCCGGCUGUUCAAUUUGGUAUCUAAAUUGUUGACUGAGAGCAGCUGCAAGCUAAGCAAACGGAAACUCGAAUUGAAACGAAAGCAUUUGCCAUACUGUUUAAUUUUAAAUGCACUUUAGCUACUAAGAAUUUGCAAAAGUUCGACAAAAAUAUUUAUAUUUAGACUUUUUUAUAGAGUUAAGCUCUUUUUUAUUGAGUCUGAUGAGAAGUCAGAAUAAAUAUUUUCGAUUGGUCAA
Drosophila erecta is the source of this 2505-nucleotide messenger RNA. It is a transcript of the gene Dtg, whose product is annotated as general transcriptional corepressor trfA. The transcript has 3 exons. The record is from RefSeq and is a predicted model, not a curated record. NCBI's taxonomy places the organism in Eukaryota, Metazoa, Arthropoda, Insecta, Diptera, Drosophilidae. Bases 365 to 2191 code for a protein of 608 amino acids.